This is a messenger RNA of Puccinia graminis f. sp. tritici CRL 75-36-700-3, 1705 nucleotides long. RefSeq lists its product as uncharacterized. The record is from RefSeq and is a predicted model, not a curated record. NCBI's taxonomy places the organism in Eukaryota, Fungi, Basidiomycota, Pucciniomycetes, Pucciniales, Pucciniaceae. The coding region runs from base 94 to 1371 and encodes 425 amino acids. Gene Ontology annotation, molecular function: protein binding; metallopeptidase activity; translation initiation factor activity. Gene Ontology annotation, cellular component: cytosol; cytoplasm; eukaryotic 43S preinitiation complex. The transcript is spliced from 5 exons.
AGGCAGUGAUCGAAGCAAACUCAACCACAACUCACCGAAAUUCGAUAGAUCGAUCAGCAUUCACUCACUUCAAUCGAUUGCCGAUUUAUCAACAUGUCCGCCAAACCCAUGACCGCCGCUGCAGCCAUCAUGGCCUCUAAUGCUAACAGACAGAGCGCCCCUUCGCCCACUCCUGCUCCAGCAACAAAAACUCAAGCAAAUCAGGCCUCACAACUAACCGAACUCGAGCCCGAACUCCCGGUCGAAAGCCUAAAAGUCGACAGUCUGGCUGUCAUGAAAAUCAUCAAACAUGCUCGUGAAGUCGCUCUGUCAAGUGCCACCUCACCCGCCUCUGGUCAACUCCUAGGUAUCGAUAGCGCUGGUGUAUUGAACGUUAGUGAUGCUUUCCCACUACCAUCAGGUAGCUUGGGAAGCAAUGCAGAAGGCGAAGAUAAACAAGCCAGUCAAAAGAGCACUGCCCGGUAUACUGCCUCAAUCCUACCUCGUUUGUCGGCAUUGGGUGCGGAUGCCAACGUGGUCGGAUUCUACUGUUCGACCGUCAAUGGCCAACAUUGUGCCACACCCGGGUUCAUCGAAACUCUGAUCUCCAUGCAAAUUGGCGCCCCGCCUGCUGCUAAUCCUAAGACUAAAACCGUGACAAGUGUUAGAUCUAAGAUCGCUGGUGGCAAAGGAGUCGCUCUCGUUUACGAUCUCGCGAGUGCUACCGAAGGCACUGUUCACCUGAAAGCCUACAGACUCUCCAAGGAAUUCAUCGAGACCUACAAGAGCGGGAAGUUUGACUCUCAAAACCUUGCCAAUCACAAAUUAACAACCUCAAACUUCUUACAAGAAAUUCCGUUGAACAUCCAAUCCUCGGCACUCUUGACGGCCUUCUUAGCGACUCUGAUUGCCCCAUCGAAGACGGGUGGACAGAGCGGCUCGGUAUCGAACGGUUCAUGGGGUCAGACGAGCACGGGUAGCACGUGUAAAUUGGUCGACUUCCUACCCUCAUACUCACCCCUCGGCACGCCCUCGUCGAGCUGUGCCGAUUCCCCCUUAUCCUUAUCCGAGAGUCUCGCAGCCACCAUCGCUAGCAUCGAUACCCACAACACCGCCUUGAGUACCCUUAGCUUCCAGAUCCGUCAGUUGGCUCGUGAUCGGGCUCGUCUGGAAUCAGUCAUCAACAAACGUAAGGCCGAGAACGAGACACGUGCUCAACAGGGUCUUCCACCUCUCCCACCAUCCGCUGAAGAGGCUAGUUUGAAGGAGCCUUCCAGGUUGGAAUCAAUGUGUGCAUUGUCUGGGGUCGAUUCGGCGGCCAAGAAGUUGACUGAAAGUAGUGGUCUGAAUGUUGUUCGAGCCUUUGGCGCAAAAGCCGGUGUUGCAAACUAGAACUGAAUCAUUGUCCAGAUCUCUCACCUAAUUACAACCCCCCUAUUUGCCAUACCCUCACCAUAUUCUUUUGGUUCAGUGGAGAUUCUUCUGUUCCUACCCCUUCUUCUCAAGCCUUUCUGUUCCAUUUUUUACUUGUUCUUUGUUUUGUUUUCUUGUUGAUGAAGAGACUUACUCUUCCUCUCUUACUGAUGACAAAAAACAGUCAAAGGGGGAAACAGAUCUUUUGAUAGAAUACAAUAGAAAAGGUGAUAUUUUUUUGGUCUUGCUUGCAUAAACAUAUCUCUUUUUCUCUAUUGGUAUACAUAUGUUGAACCUAGACUUGGCAAUCAUU